Pogonomyrmex barbatus (red harvester ant) is the source of this 3949-nucleotide messenger RNA. It is a transcript of the gene hfp, whose product is annotated as Poly(U)-binding-splicing factor hfp. Gene Ontology annotation, cellular component: precatalytic spliceosome; catalytic step 2 spliceosome. Gene Ontology annotation, molecular function: RNA binding. The record is from RefSeq and is a predicted model, not a curated record. Lineage: Eukaryota; Metazoa; Arthropoda; Insecta; Hymenoptera; Formicidae. Gene Ontology annotation, biological process: regulation of alternative mRNA splicing, via spliceosome; alternative mRNA splicing, via spliceosome; mRNA splice site recognition.
UUUAGGGUUUAGAAUUUCUUUCUUUCUGAUUAUGAGUCUCCUUUGCGGGUGAGCUUAAAUUGAUCAUUGUGAGUAAACGACUAUAUAAUUUUUUCUUUAUUAAUACAAUGAUGUAAAAAAAUGUGUUUUUUGAUUAUGCGAUUAUCUUGUGGAAUUAUUAUUGUCAAAACAUAAUAUCUCCACUUAUGAAAGAUCCUAUGGAGGCUUGUAAUUGGGAGUGGUAAUGGCGAAGAUAUAAUAUAUAUUAAAUAUAUGUUGAAUGUCCAUUUAUAUUUAUAUUAAAUGAAGUCGGUAAAUUAGCACAUCGAUACAGUCAUGGGUAAUUUAGAGAUUCAUCUAAUUGAAUUUCUUUCAAAUGUGAUCUGACAAGUAUGUGAUGGCUAUUUUCGUCACUUUUGUGUUCGCAUUUUAUUCUACCGCUGAACGAAAUAUGUGCUAUUUCGAGACGUGUUAUAACGAUAUCCGAGUGCGCGCGUGUAGUUGAUCAGUGAAAAGAUUAAUCGCAAGCAGAAUCUAAAAUUAUGUGAUGUGUUGAACUUUUUAUAACUUUAUUAAUCAUAUUUUUAGAUUUUAGAUUUUAUCAUGGGAACCAAAAAUUUUUUACAUUAAAUGUGUCUACAUUUUUACAUUAAAUGUGUCUACAUCAAAGGUCUCGCCAUUGCUACAUGAAAAUUGUUAGGUUGAAAAGUGAUAGGUUGGAGAAGGCAAAGACUAAGGAUAUGGCGCAGAAAAUGCACUGAGAGUAUUCUCCUUUGCUUUGUGCUUACAGAUUUGUGCGUCGCCUCAAUCUCGGAUAAUUUGCGCACAACCGUCAUUGCUCAGCCCAGAACACGGUUAGCUGUAAAUCGAAUGAUCGAACAAAACUUUAAGAGGCUUUUAAUUCCUGAAAAGUCGCACUGACUUCUGUUUUUCUGUUUCUGAUUUCUGUUUCAGAGACUAGCAGACCAAAUUGGUUAUGAAACCUAAUCUAAUUAUGAGUAGUAUGAGAUUUUUGGGGCUGAUUGUGCAAACAGUAAUUAAAGCUUAAAUUUAAUAAUACUCCUCGGCUAAUGACUAAUUUGUCAAAGUUUAAUACAUACAAAUAAUGUUCGGUCCAUCCAUUUUCUCUUAUAUAAGUCGUUUUAUCGUUUCUGACAAAAUUUCUUGUGGUCUUCGUACAAUCUAUACUUUGUGUCUUCCAACAGCAUUCAUCAAACGAGAGAAAUAUUUCUUCGUUUCGAUGUUUGCAUAAAUGUAUGGUUUUUAUAUAUACAAUUUUACAUACAAAUAUCUAUAAUAACAUCCACAUACAUAUAUAUAACCAUAUAUAUUAAAAAGAGUUGUAAUAUUCCUUGAUCGUUUUAAUUUCUGUGAACUUACAGUUUGGAGGACGGUUUUAUCAUAGCAGCUUCUGGCGUGACGUCACGGUACUCCCGUGUUAAGAAAGAUAUUCCACAAUACGAAUAAGAAUAACGCGCCCGCAUACACCAAUGCGACUAAUAGAAGUUUUACUAGCCUAGGGCAAUAGGUCAUCCAGCUGUUACAUAUGUAUAUCCGUGAAAUGCAUCAGAGUUCUUAUCAGGCCCCAUAUAUGAUCUCAAUCAAAUAGGCCAGGUCGUUGCUGGACCUGGAGCUAAGUAUCUGACACUACCUGGAAUAUUAGGAGCUGGUCUACCGAAAAUUACGUCCGAGCAGCAAGAUACUGUAAACAGGGCGAAGAAAUAUGCAAUGGAACAGAGCAUUAAGAUGGUUCUCAUGAAGCAAACUUUGGCCCAUCAACAACAGCAAAUGGCUAGUCAACGGAAUCAGGUGCAAAGACAGCAGGCUCUCGCCCUCAUGUGCAGGGUUUAUGUAGGCAGCAUCAGUUUUGAAUUGAAAGAAGAUACAAUCAGGCAAGCUUUCUUGCCAUUCGGACCGAUUAAAUCCAUCAAUAUGUCUUGGGACCCCGUUACGCAGAAACACAAGGGUUUCGCCUUUGUCGAAUACGAGAUACCCGAAGCCGCACAACUUGCUUUGGAACAAAUGAACGGUGUCAUGAUCGGUGGCCGCAACAUCAAGGUAGUGGGACGUCCGUCCAAUAUGCCACAAGCGCAAUCGGUAAUCGAUGAGAUCACUGAAGAGAGCAAACAUUACAAUCGCAUAUAUAUCGCUUCAAUACAUCAAGACCUAACGGAAGAAGAUAUCAAGUCAGUUUUUGAAGCAUUUGGGCCAAUCACGUAUUGUAAGCUCGCUCAAGGUAGUUCGCCGCAUCGACACAAGGGUUAUGGGUUCAUCGAAUACGAGACAAUGCAAGCUGCGCUGGAGGCUAUUGCUUCUAUGAAUUUAUUCGAUCUCGGUGGUCAAUAUCUGAGAGUAGGCAGAGCUAUAACGCCGCCGAAUGCACUUAUGGGACCUCCUAGUGGCACCAGCAUGAUGCCGACCGCGGCCGCGGUGGCAGCAGCGGCUGCAACGGCGAAAAUUCAAGCGAUGGAUGCUGUUGCUAGCAAUGCGGUCGCAUUAGGCCUCACCAAACUUGGAGCUGCCGCACCACCGAUUUUGAAUCAAACGCUUCCCGGAGUGGUACGACCUACUAUAGCACCCGCAACAAUAAUGGCACCACCGGUAGCCACGGUAGCACCAGUGAUACCUCCGCCUGGUAUAGCUAUACCGCAAACUUUAACGCGACCGCCCGCUAUUAUUCAACCAAUUCCUGGUCAACCAGUUGUUAUACCACCUCCUGCUGUUGUCGCGCCAACGAUUGUCGGCACACCAGUUAUACCGGUUACAACUACUGCAAAUUCCGAUAUUAUUAUGAGACGAGCGCAAGAACAAGCAGCUCACCAAAAACAACAGGAGGAAUUGCAGAAGAAACUCUUGGAAGAAACGGAACCGCAAACGUUACAACAGCAAGAAAAUAUGUCUAUUAAAGGCCAGAGCGCACGUCAUCUCGUGAUGCAGAAGCUCAUGCGUAAGGUCGAGUCCCGAGUCGUCAUCUUAAGAAAUAUGGUAGCGCCGGAAGAUGUGGACGAGACACUACAAGAAGAGAUCCAGGAUGAGUGUUCCAAGUUCGGUGUGGUCGUUCGGGUUAUUAUUUAUAAGGAGAGGCAAUCCGAGGAUGACGAAAAUGCGGAAGUCAUCGUAAAAAUAUUCGUCGAAUUCGCUGAAAUGAAUGAAGCGGAACGUGCGAGAGAUUCGCUGAACGGUCGUUAUUUCGGCGGACGGCUCGUUAAGGGAGAAUUAUAUGAUCAAGCCCUGUUUGACAAUAGUGAUUUUUCUGGUUGAUGCGCGGAAAUGCUCUCAUACUUUCUAUAUACUAUAAAUUUUUAUUAAAUUCGCGUCGAAGGAAGAUUAAAUUUAAUUUUGACUGACAGCUUGAUCUUCGUUAUUUAAGCUAUUAUUUAUAAGAUUUUAGAGUCACAUGAGUUGAGUCAAAAAGUAUUUGGUCAGGUAUUUGCGAUAUCAUAGUUCUAAUGAUAAGUUCUACAGUAAUUAAGUUACAGAAAUGAAUGUAAUAUACAAGAAUUUGGUAGCAUAGCUGGAACAUUUAAGUUAAUCAAAUGUGAUUCAAAAUAUUUCGUAUAUUCAACUUUGUUUUUCUUUAUAAAAUUUAUCACAAUCACAACUGCAAUUGCAAGUUAGAAUCAGCAUCAAGAAAUAAAAUAAUAGAUAAUGUAUCAAUCUACCUAUCCAAUAUAUAUAGUACCUUCGUUAUAAUUUCAUUAAGAAUGAGAUUGUGUAUGAAAGUGAUAGAUUUUAAUUUACAUGUAUAGAAAAAAGUUAGAAUAUUAAUAAAUUGUUUUACAUAUAUAAUAUUUACAAGAUAAUUUAUUUAAGGAGAAUAAUUAGUAACAUUCAAACUUUAAAUCUACAUAAAAUCUGUAAUCUAUGUUGAAAAACAAAAUUUGUCUAAAAUACUUGAAUACUCGAAACUAUUGCAAAGUUCAAAUAUUUUAUUGCAUAAAUAAAUUCCUCUAAAAGAAAUAGACUUUCC